CAAUGUCUACAUUGAACUCUUUUAACUCCCUCCUCCUCCUCCUCCUCUUCUUCCUCCUCCAUUGACAAUGGCUUCUCUUACUUCAAUCCCCUUCACUCUCCCUUCCUCUUCCUCCUCUCCCAAACACCUCUUUCUCCACUCCUUCCUUCCAAGAACUCACACUCACUCCCCCAAACGCAGCUUCAAGAUCCGCUGCGCCGCCAUCGGCAAUGGUCUCUUCACUCAAACAUCGCCAGAGUCUCGUCGCAUCCUCCCGGAAUUCAACCCUUCCCUUCCCAGAGUCAAAAUCGUCUACGUCGUCCUCGAGGCUCAAUACCAAUCCUCCCUCUCCGCCGCCGUCCGUUCACUCAAUGCCGACUCCCGAUACGCCUCCUUCGAAGUUGUUGGCUAUCUUGUCGAAGAACUUCGUGAUGCCGAUACUUAUUCACUCUUCUGCCAAGACAUCAAAGACGCCAACAUCUUCAUUGGGUCACUCAUCUUUGUCGAAGAGCUCGCCUUGAAGGUCAAGGAGGCGGUGGAGAAGGAAAGAGAUAGAAUGGAUGCUGUUCUUGUCUUCCCGUCAAUGCCGGAGGUAAUGCGACUAAACAAGCUUGGUUCAUUCAGUAUGUCGCAGCUCGGGCAAUCGAAAAGCCCCUUCUUUCAAUUGUUCAAGCGGCGCAAACAGUCAGCGGGGUUUGCCGAGAGCAUGCUCAAGCUUGUUCGGACUUUGCCGAAAGUAUUGAAGUAUUUGCCAAGUGAUAAAGCUCAAGAUGCUCGGCUUUAUAUACUUAGUUUGCAGUUUUGGCUCGGUGGCUCGCCGGAGAAUUUGCAAAACUUUGUGAAGAUGAUUGCUGGAUCUUAUGUGCCGGAAUUGAAAGGGAAGGAUAUCAAGUAUGAGGACCCUGUUUUGUUCUUAGACUCUGGAAUUUGGCAUCCUUUGGCUCCUUGUAUGUAUGAUGAUGUGAAAGAGUACUUGAAUUGGUAUGGUACUAGGAAAGAUGUGAAUGAGAAGUUGAAAUCCAACAAUGCUCCAAUUAUUGGGUUGAUUUUGCAGAGGAGCCACAUUGUGACAGGGGAUGAUAGUCAUUAUGUUGCAGUGAUUAUGGAGUUGGAGGCUAGAGGGGCAAAGGUUAUACCGAUUUUUGCCGGAGGGCUUGAUUUCUCCGGCCCGGUGGAUCGAUAUUUGGUUGAUUCUGUCACCGGGAAACCAUUUGUACAUGCGGCUGUGUCGCUAACGGGGUUCGCUCUUGUUGGUGGUCCGGCGAGGCAGGAUCAUCCUAGAGCUAUUGAGGCAUUGAGGAAGCUUGAUGUGCCUUAUAUAGUUGCAUUGCCAUUGGUGUUUCAGACUACUGAGGAGUGGCUUCUUAGUAGUUUGGGGUUGCAUCCUGUUCAGGUGGCUUUGCAGGUUGCAUUGCCGGAGCUUGAUGGCGGUAUGGAACCGAUCGUGUUCUCUGGACGAGAUGCACGAACAGGGAAGUCACAUGCAUUGCAUAAGAGAGUGGAGCAACUCUGCACAAGAGCAAUCAGAUGGGCAGAGCUCAAGAGAAAAUCCAAAGAGGAGAAGAAGGUUGCAAUCACUGUUUUUAGUUUUCCACCGGACAAAGGCAACGUAGGCACUGCUGCCUACCUCAAUGUUUUUGAUUCAAUCUUCUCGGUGCUCCAAGACCUCAAGAAAGACGGAUACAAUGUCGAAGGCCUCCCUGAUACAGCAGAAGCACUGAUCGAAGACGUGAUUCAUGACAAGGAAGCCAAAUUCAGCAGCCCGAACUUGAAUGUAGCAUACAAGAUGAGUGUUCGCGAAUAUCGCUCUCUCACUCCCUAUGCCUCUGCUCUUGAGGAGAGUUGGGGCAAACCGCCUGGGAACCUCAAUUCUGAUGGUGAAAGCCUCUUGGUCUAUGGCAAACAGUAUGGAAAUGUCUUCAUUGGUGUGCAACCAACAUUUGGUUAUGAAGGAGAUCCUAUGCGUCUUCUCUUCUCCAAAUCUGCUAGUCCUCAUCAUGGCUUUGCUGCUUACUAUUCCUUUGUGGAGAAGAUCUUUCAGGCUGAUGCAGUGCUGCAUUUCGGCACUCAUGGGUCACUAGAAUUCAUGCCUGGGAAACAAGUAGGAAUGAGUGAUGCUUGUUAUCCUGAUAGUUUAAUAGGAAACAUCCCCAACAUCUAUUACUAUGCGGCAAACAAUCCUUCAGAAGCAACCAUUGCGAAAAGGCGAAGUUACGCGAAUACCAUUAGCUACUUGACUCCUCCUGCGGAGAAUGCUGGGCUUUACAAAGGACUCAAGCAACUCUCGGAGUUGAUUUCCUCUUAUCAGUCACUGAAGGACACUGGUCGCGGUCCUCAGAUAGUUAGCUCAAUUAUCAGUACAGCGAAACAAUGCAAUCUAGACAAAGAUGUGAGCUUGCCAGAAGAUGGGGAGGAGCUCACACCAACAGAAAGGGAUACAGUUGUAGGCAAAGUGUACUCGAAGAUCAUGGAGAUUGAAUCUCGAUUACUUCCUUGCGGUCUUCAUGUGAUUGGUGAGCCCCCUUCAGCAAUGGAAGCAGUGGCCACACUGGUUAACAUCGCCGCUCUGGACCGUCCAGAGGAUGGUAUCUACUCAUUGCCUGGAAUUCUGGCUGAGACAGUGGGCCGGAACAUCGAAGAUGUUUACAGAGGGAAUGACAAAGGUGUGCUUGCUGAUGUUCAAUUGCUGCGAGAGAUAACAGAGGCCUCUCGAGGUGCCAUUACUGCCUUUGUCGAUAAAACAACCAACAAGAAAGGCCAAGUAGUUGAUGUCGCAGAGAAGCUGAGUUCAAUUCUUGGAUUUGGUCUGAUGGAGCCAUGGGCACAAUAUCUGUCAAAGACGAAAUUCAUUAGAGCAGACAGAGAGAAACUGCGAACAUUGUUCGAGUACUUAGGAGAGUGUUUGAAGCUGGUUGUGGCAGAUAAUGAGCUAGGGAGUUUGAAACAAGCAUUAGAAGGGAGUUAUGUUGUGCCAGGGCCGGGUGGAGAUCCAAUUAGAAACCCGAAGGUUUUACCGACUGGUAAGAACAUACACGCAUUGGACCCACAAGCGAUACCAACAGAGGCGGCGAUGCAGAGCGCAAAGGUGGUGGUGGAGAGGUUGUUGGAAAGGCAGAAGGUGGACAAUGGAGGAAAUUAUCCUGAGACAGUGGCACUGGUUCUAUGGGGGACUGAUAAUAUAAAGACAUAUGGGGAGUCAUUGGCACAAGUGUUGUGGAUGAUUGGAGUGAGACCAGUGGCUGAUACAUUUGGGAGGGUUAACAGAGUUGAACCAGUGAGCUUGGAAGAGCUUGGAAGGCCAAGGAUUGACGUUGUUGUUAAUUGCUCUGGUGUUUUCAGAGAUCUCUUCAUCAACCAGAUGAACCUGCUAGACCGUGCGGUGAAAAUGGUAGCAGAACUAGAUGAGCCAGAAGACCAAAACUACGUAAAAAAGCACGCAAUGCAACAAGCUGCUGAGCUCAACGUCCCGCUUCGCGAAGCCGCCACCCGUGUCUUCUCUAAUGCCUCCGGCUCCUACUCCUCCAACGUUAACCUUGCCGUUGAAAACUCAUCAUGGAACGACGAAAAACAACUCCAAGACAUGUACCUAAGCCGCAAAUCCUUCGCCUUUGACUCCGAUGCACCAGGGGCCGGCAUGCUUGAGAAGCGCAAAGUCUUCGAAAUGGCCCUUAGCACGGCCGAGGCCACAUUCCAAAACCUUGACUCCUCCGAAAUUUCUCUCACUGAUGUAAGUCACUACUUCGACUCUGACCCGACUAAUCUUGUGCAAGCAUUGCGCAAAGAUGGCCGCAAACCGGCUGCAUACAUUGCCGACACGACCACGGCCAAUGCGCAAGUGCGGACAUUGGCAGAGACAGUGAGGUUGGAUGCAAGGACCAAGUUGUUGAAUCCCAAAUGGUAUGAAGGAAUGAUGAAGAGUGGAUAUGAAGGUGUUAGAGAGAUUGAGAAAAGACUGACAAACACUGUGGGAUGGAGUGCUACUUCAGGACAAGUUGAUAAUUGGGUUUACGAGGAGGCCAACACAACUUUUAUUAAGGAUGAAGAGAUGCUGAAGAGAUUGAUGGAGGUCAAUCCAAACUCAUUUAGGAAGUUGGUGCAAACAUUUUUGGAGGCAAAUGGGAGAGGGUAUUGGGAGACUAGCGAGGAGAAUUUGGAGAGGCUUAAAGAGUUGUACUCUGAAGUGGAGGAUAAGAUUGAGGGCAUUGAUAGAUGAGUGUGCUUUGUGGUUUUGUGAUCUUUUGUAUGUAAACUAUUGUGUAUUGGUUGCAUCAUUUUGUGAUUGAAGUAUUGAACAGCCUUUUGAAAAUUUGAAAUGUGAUGGCUCUUUUCUUUGCUUGUGAGGAAUGAA
This is a messenger RNA of Dioscorea cayenensis subsp. rotundata (Guinea yam), 4327 nucleotides long. Its product is annotated as magnesium-chelatase subunit ChlH, chloroplastic. Gene Ontology annotation, molecular function: magnesium chelatase activity. Gene Ontology annotation, cellular component: chloroplast. Gene Ontology annotation, biological process: chlorophyll biosynthetic process. The transcript is spliced from 4 exons. The record is from RefSeq and is a predicted model, not a curated record. Lineage: Eukaryota; Viridiplantae; Streptophyta; Magnoliopsida; Dioscoreales; Dioscoreaceae. The coding region runs from base 68 to 4192 and encodes 1374 amino acids.